AUUCAUCAUCGUCACCGACCCGCGCCUCGCCGCCUAGCCGCCCAGCCAUCCGCCCUCAUGCGGCUAACCUGCUCUCUUGGUACCUGCGACCUUGCUUUGGAUCCUCGCAGCUGCAUCACUGCCCUUCACUCCCCCACGAUCAGGACUACUGACAUACAACCGCAGUCGUAACCAUCCCCCUGCUGACAUCCGAUAUCCUUCAUUCUUUCCUGCAUCUCCCUCGUCCGUCCGUCACGAGACAUUCUCCGUCUCAUUCCCAUCGUCCUGUCACUUGAAUCAUCACCGCUUUGUUGCCUGAGCCGCAUCGCUUACAAAACUGUCAAACCCAUCCCAUUUCAACUGCAGCCCAACCUUGUCACGUCACUUCACUCCCUAGACUAACAGCGCCCGUCACCGCGCCCGCGCCCAUUCUCCAAGUCCACCACCCUCGAGUCGAGCGCGACUGCUCCAUGCACCGUCAGCGGUAAAUUCUUCAGGUCGAUCUAGGGUGCUACUGCUGUGUGCGUGCUGCCGGACGUUCUGGACCUGCAGCGCACCCUGUGAUGAAAGAUGGUCGAAACCGAACCCGGAACUCCCACAUGGAAGUUCACCCAAUGUUUUGGCGAUAAAGGAGAUGUCGAAGACAUAACAGAGGCUGAUAUCAUCUCAACCGUCGAAUUUGACCACACUGGGAAUUAUCUUGCAACCGGAGACAAAGGUGGUCGCGUCGUCCUUUUUGAACGAAAUGAGACUAAGAAGACAUGCGAGUACAAGUUCCAUACAGAAUUCCAGUCCCACGAACCUGAAUUUGACUACCUCAAAUCUCUCGAGAUAGAAGAAAAGAUCAACAAGAUCAAAUGGUGCCGACGUCAGAAUGCUUCACACUAUCUUCUCUCCACAAACGAUAAGACUAUCAAGCUCUGGAAGGUCUUUGAGAAAUCCCUCAAAGUCGUCGCCGAGAACAACCUCUCCCAAGACCUCACCCCUGCUGGCCCCGGUGGUGGAGGGGCACCUCGUCAGAAUCACAUCCAUUUCAAGGAUGCCUCCCAGUUGAAGCUGCCUCGAAUGACUCACCAUGAUACCGUCGUGGCCGCAGUCCCUCGACGCACGUACGCUAACGCACACGCUUAUCACAUCAACAGCAUCUCCGUCAACAGCGAUGGCGAGACCUUCAUCAGCAGCGAUGAUCUUCGCAUCAACUUGUGGAAUCUCAACAUCCAAGACCAGAGUUUCAAUAUUGUCGAUAUCAAGCCUGCGAAUAUGGAGGAACUCACCGAAGUCAUCACUGCUGCCGAAUUCCACCCCCACAGUUGCAAUUGGUUCAUGUAUGCCAGCUCCAAGGGGACCAUCAAGUUGGCCGAUAUGCGUGAGAGUGCUCUGUGUGACCACCAUGCUAAACAAUUCGAGCAAGAAGAAGACCCUUCCUCGCGAUCCUUCUUUUCCGAGAUCAUCUCUUCCAUUUCCGAUGUUCGCUUCUCACACGAUGGCAGGUACAUUCUAUCAAGAGACUAUUUGACGGUCAAGAUCUGGGACGUGAACAUGGAGAGACAGCCCGUCAAGACCAUACCCAUUCACGAGCAUUUGAGGCCCCGUUUGUGCGACACCUAUGAGAACGACAGCAUCUUCGACAAAUUCGAGGUGGUUUUCAGCGGCGAUGGAAGCAAUGUCAUGACAGGGAGCUACAACAAUAACUUCAUGAUAUAUCCAUCAGACCCUGAACAAGAGACGGAAGUGGUCUUGCAGGCAGACAAAUCGGCCUUCAAGGCUAAGAAAGUUGGAGUGCCGACUCCCAUCAAUUCGGCCAGCCCUAAUGGCGCCAAGAAAGGUGGUUCAAGAGCAGGCAGCCCUGCCGCUGCAGGUCAAGGAAGCAGAAUGAGAAAGGAGACAGACGCCGACCAGAUCGAUUUUAACAAAAAGAUUCUGCAUAUGAGUUGGCAUCCGUUCGAAGACAGCAUUGCUAUUGCCGCGACGAACAACCUCUUUGUCUUCUCCGCUCUCUAGAUUUGUUCCUGAUGGACCUAUGCGCGACUGUUUACCAGCUUUCGUCCUGGCAGCCGCCUCGCGUAAUGUGCUGGGGUUGAACGAGGCGCCUCCCUCGCGCUCGCAAUAUGUCGGCGCCUGGUUUGCACAUGUCGGAAGGCGCGUGAUUGGCCGAGAGGAUGAUGUGACUUUGAUACGACGACAUCAUGCGGGUCGGCAAGGAUGAAGACGACCAGCAACUACUGCAGAGACCGUUGCGAGCUGUGAAAAUGAGUUACCGGAAGUGAGCGACGGAGGGAACGGCUGAUUCUGCACAUGUGUCUUUCUUGUCUCCAAGGGUUACACAUUUGCGGCCCGAGACUGGGCUUGUUGGAUUCCACAAUCGACUUUUUGCAAUGCCAUGAGCUGGGACGGAGGAGCGUCGAAGACCGGCAAUGCAGGUUCGGAAGAAUGGACCUUGAGCUUUGGCUCCGAGGAUCGUCUGAGAGGUGGAUAAGCAAUUGCCCAGCAAAGAGACAACAUCCUAUGCCAUUCACCCUCUUGGCCGGUUGCACAUUCUAUGAGAGCUGCAUGGCUCCUCUAGAAAAUGCCAAUUAAUCGACAUGAGCGAGACAAACAGAGCUGAAAACCAAAGUAGCAGAAAAGAAAAAUGAGAAAAGUCGAAUACAAAUAGAGAGACCUGGCCAUAUGAGCAUGACUUAAUAGGGGCAGAGUGGCUUUUUUCUA
This is a messenger RNA of Cladophialophora immunda, 2685 nucleotides long. RefSeq lists its product as uncharacterized. The coding region runs from base 550 to 1980 and encodes 476 amino acids. The transcript has 4 exons. Gene Ontology annotation, biological process: peptidyl-serine dephosphorylation. Gene Ontology annotation, molecular function: protein binding; protein phosphatase regulator activity. The record is from RefSeq and is a predicted model, not a curated record. NCBI's taxonomy places the organism in Eukaryota, Fungi, Ascomycota, Eurotiomycetes, Chaetothyriales, Herpotrichiellaceae. Gene Ontology annotation, cellular component: cytosol; protein phosphatase type 2A complex.